GGCGACAAAAGAAAAGCCCCGCUUCGGCCGGCGGUGGCCAAACCCUGCUCGGAUCCUGGCUUGUGUUCUUCGCGGCGCCGGAGGAGAGGAAGCCGCAGCAGAGGAAGGCGCCGCGGACCGGGCGAGGAGUCUCCGAGGCGGCAGGUGCACCGAAGGAGACCCAAGCUGUUAGAGGCUGUGCAAAGAAACUUGGCUUGUAUCAGACCAUGAUUACAACAUCAAGCCUCUGCUGGAUCCCACGAAUUAAAACCAGGGCUCCCAGGAUGCCCUUUUACCUCCUCCUUCUCCUUUUCCAGCUUCCAGCUUGGGGAAAAGGAAACCCAAAUGGAACAAGUGACAUGGAAGAAGAAAUUAGGAAGAUAGAAUCAAAACUGAUGCAGUUAGAAACUCGGCAGGGUAGAAGUUUCACACGUGAGGAUCCAUUUUUAUACCUCCAACAUUUGGAGUCAACUUUGGUAAACAUGCAGUUUGAAGAACAUUACAAGAGCUUUAAGAGAAAAAAGAUACAAGCAAAUGUGCACAAAAUUUCAUCCCAGACACCUGAAAGUCUGCCCAUUGAAGUAGAAGUGGAGGAUGAAGAAGUCCGUAAGUUCCAAGUGACUCUGUCAAAAACAGUCUUAGCAAAAUCCAAACAGCAUCGGGUUGACCAGGAGGGACGAGUUGUGAUGUUGGCAGCUACAAGUCCGGUGCUCUUCAAGGAUAAUGAUUCUAACCCAAUCCUUGGUGGAAAAGUGAUUGGCAUCUCAGUAAGGAACACGUCAGUCCGUGGGUUGACUCCAAACGAACGGGUAUCAAUAACCCUUUGGCAUCACAACCUUCAGAGGAAUUUGACUCCCAUGUGUGUGUUCUGGGUUAUGGGCGCCAAGCCUGGCUACCCUGGCAAGUGGGACACAUCAGGCUGUGAAGUGGUACGUGGAGAAAAUGAGACGACCUGCCUUUGUGACCAUCUCACCUUCUUUGCGGUGCUCAUGGUGAGUCCCAGUCCCCGCAUCAGCAUCCUGCAGAGCACAUGGGGACAAAAGAUGAUUUCUGGGACCACCAACUCCCAGAAGCUCAGACAGACUGGCCAGUGUGAUGUAGUGCCCUCAAAUAUAGACAAGAUCCACUAUAAAACCCUGAACACUGUCACUCAUGUUGGUUGCACCAUUUCCGCUCUGGCUUCACUUGUCACCAUCUUCUUCCUUUGCUUGAGGCAAAAGGAGGGAGAACACAUUGUCUACAUCCACAUGAAUCUCCUCUGGGCCAUCUUGCUCCUUGACGUGAGCUUCCUCAUCGCGGCUUACUUGGUUCCUACCGGAGAUGACAUGGCUUGCAAAGUUGGUGGCAUGUUUCUGCACUUUGGCGUGCUAGCGUGCUUGACCUGGAUGGCCAUUGAGGGCUACAGUCUCUACCGGCUGGUGAUCGAAGUCUUCAAUUCCUACCUCAAAUACUUUCGUCUCAAGCUCUCCCUGGUGGGCUGGGGUCUUCCCAUGUUCACUGUGUGUCUAAUUUUUGUGAUCAAUCAGUCGUACUACGGCCCUUUCUCUGUUAAGGUCUAUGAGUCUGCUGAUAAUUAUACCAAUGCAACCAUCUGUUGGAUUACGAAAAAAGAGAUCAGCAAUUUCCUGAAUUUGGGCUAUUUAAGCCUGGUGCUCUUCUUCAACGGCAUCAUGCUGGCCACGAUGGUGUACGAGAUCCUCAAACUGAGACAUCGAGAGCGUCACUGGGAAUAUGCCGUGAUGCUUCUGGGGCUGAGCUGUGUCCUGGGCAUCCCGUGGGGACUGGCCUUCUUUGCGCUCACUUCUGGGACGUUCAAGUUGGUGGCAGUCUAUCUUUUCACCAUCAUCAACUCUCUUCAAGGCUUCCUCAUCUUCCUUUGGUACGUGGCCAAAGUGCUGCAGUCCCGCAGGUCGUCUUGCAUGCAGUGCGCAUCUUCCAACAGCAUGAGGCUACAGUCAAACAGCACCAGCAUCUGACCUGGUCCCGGCCCAGGCGGCUUUGGGCAUGGAGCACCUGUAGGAGCAUCUCCAUGGGAACUCAGU
Molecule: messenger RNA, 2021 nt
Organism: Candoia aspera
Lineage: Eukaryota; Metazoa; Chordata; Lepidosauria; Squamata; Candoiidae
Product: adhesion G-protein coupled receptor G1-like
Exons: 14
Coding region: 207-1955 (582 amino acids)
Biological process (GO): adenylate cyclase-activating G protein-coupled receptor signaling pathway; cell surface receptor signaling pathway
Cellular component (GO): plasma membrane
Molecular function (GO): heparin binding; G protein-coupled receptor activity
Source: RefSeq, a predicted model, not a curated record